AUGCGUCCUUGGAUUUCAACCAUUGGUUCUAAUUGUCGAUCGCUUUUAUCACUUCAAAUAAUUUCUUUUAGUCUAGGUUUUUCUUGUAUUAUUUAUUUAAUUUUAUCAAAUUUUUCUCAUUUGUCUGUUGAAAAUAUAAUUCCUAGAACUUGGAUUCGAUCUGUACUAACAAAUAAUACUGAUAAAAUCGUUUUAAAGUCUGACAAACAUGAUAUUAAUCCUAUAAAUCGUAUUGAAAAUAAAAGUUUUAUUUGUGAUCGUAUGAGAAAGAAUGAUGGAACUCGAGAAGAAAACGUUAGUUCAGAAGUGGAUGAUCAUCUUAUAAAUAUUCUUCGUCCAUACUGUGAUAUUGUGCCUAUUCUUCGUAACAAUUGGAUUUCUGCUAGACACUAUAUUGAAAGUGAUAUUAUUUUUAUUAUAUAUACUGGUGCUUCUUUUUAUCAUUCACGUGCAACAGCCGUUCGAGAUACAUGGUUAUCACGUGUAACUUACAAAUAUUUUUUUAGUCAAACACCAUAUUCAUCAUUACCAGUGACUGUUAUUGAAGGUGCUGGAGAAACUUAUUUAUCUAAUAUUAAAAAACUCUAUCGUGGAAUGCAAAUAGCAUAUAAAAAACAUAAUCAAACAGCUAAAUUUUAUUUUCUAGCUAGUUGUGAUACAUUUGUUAAUGUACCACAUUUACUUAAACGUCUUGAAUCAUUUGAUUAUAAACAACCUAUAAUUAUCGGUGGUUUUCCUAGUAAUCAUACAUGUUAUGUUAAACGAAAUGCCACAAAUGAUAUUAUUUCUUAUCCAUCAGGAGGUGCAGGUUUUCUUCUAAGUGCUCAUAUGAUGAAAUUAAUGGUACCUAAAUUAAAUUCUUAUUUUGAAAAUGAUUGGCCAUUAACAGAAAAUACAGCACAUACCGAUGCUGCUCUAAGUUGUCUUGCUCAUUCUAUGGGUAUAAAAUCAACAAUAGUUUCUGGAUUUUGGCAAUAUAAUCCUGAAAAAAUACUUAAAGAUAUUGGAAAAGAAAAAUUCUAUGUUGAUCCAGAACCAAGUACAUUUCAUAAUAUACAUCCAUUAUCAAUGGAUAUUCUUGAUGAAUUUUAUAUUCAUCAAUUACUUGAUCGAUUAGGAAAUGAUAAGAAUUUUGAUGAACUUAUGAAAUUUACUCGACAAUUUAUUAUUACUCAUUAUGAAUUAUUACGUAUUAAAAGAAGCGAAUGCACAUUGCCUGUAGUCGAAGGAAUAAAAACAUAA
Messenger RNA from Rotaria sp. Silwood2, 1242 nucleotides. Lineage: Eukaryota; Metazoa; Rotifera; Eurotatoria; Philodinida; Philodinidae. The record is from the annotation of a GenBank genome assembly.